Messenger RNA from Gossypium arboreum, 910 nucleotides. RefSeq names its product myb family transcription factor PHL7-like. NCBI's taxonomy places the organism in Eukaryota, Viridiplantae, Streptophyta, Magnoliopsida, Malvales, Malvaceae. Bases 72 to 740 code for a protein of 222 amino acids. Gene Ontology annotation, molecular function: DNA-binding transcription factor activity. The transcript has 5 exons. The record is from RefSeq and is a predicted model, not a curated record.
GGUUUUACGGUGGGUGAUGAUUUUGGGAAUUGUGGUUGCCAGGGGCAACGCCAAAGGGAAUUCUGAAGGCUAUGGGCGUUGAUGGCCUCACCAUUUACCAUGUCAAAAGUCACUUGCAGAAAUUCAGGAUUUUAAAGUUUGUUCCCGAAACAAAUACUAAAGGCAAGUUUGAGAGGAGAAAUAUUUCAGAAAUACUGCCUAAUUUUGGUACAACAUCAGGCGCGCAGCUUAAUGAAGCUCUGCAAUUAUAUAUGGAAGCACAAAGAAAACAAGGGGAUGAUAAACUCCAGGUUAGAAGGAAUUUGAAGAUUAAGUUUGAAGCACAGGCGAGAUACUUUGAGAGAAUUGCAGGGGAGCAUAGAAACCGAGUCACCCCAACAAAAGCUACUAAAUCAUUGUCUCCCAUAUCAUUGCCUUCGUUAUGUGAGGAGUCUGAGUCCAAUUCAAAAGAUUUUGAAACCGAUCCCGAGGCCGACAAAAACGAAAUAGAGUCUGGAGAAAGAAUUCAAGCUCUAAAAAGGGCUGGAAUAGUGGAAGAUAACUCAGCGUCAUCUUCAUCAUCAUCAUCAUCAUCAUCAAUGUAUGCAUUACCGUCGUCAUUCAGCGCAGAUGGCUAUGAAUAUGAUGAUCAAAACAUGCUUCUUAACGGGGGAGAAAGACUUUCCUACACUGCAAAUGAUAACAGCUUUCCCUGGAAUAUCCCAGUUUGCUCAUCACCCUUGGUGCCUAGCUUUAUGUGAAUAUUGCCACAGGAGACUUUGUAAAAUAUCAUAAUAUAUGAUCAUAUUAUGUAGACAUACCUGCAUGAUUGCUUUCAAGGUUUGCUAAAUUAAAGAAGCGGAGCAUUGGAACUGAACUUUUAUAAUUUUUCUAAACCAUGAAAGCAAUCCAUAUAUCUAAAUAAAACUUU